This is a messenger RNA of Racocetra fulgida, 449 nucleotides long. Lineage: Eukaryota; Fungi; Glomeromycota; Glomeromycetes; Diversisporales; Gigasporaceae. The record is from the annotation of a GenBank genome assembly.
CUUCAUUACAAAGAAGUAUAAGUAUAGAUGAAAGAUUACAAGAUCUGUUAAUAUUUGGUAAAAAUUCUUUAGUGAAUCUAGAUACAAUCGUAAAAAAGAACUCUGAAUCUGGCAUAUCUAACUUUACUAUAAGUAAUUUACUAUCUAAGUGUAUUGAUGAAUCAACAGAUAAAAUAUUAAAUAAGAAACAAAAACAGGCUAAGAAAGAAUCACAUAUAUUAAAAAAUCUUAUAAAAGAAUUAUCUACUGAACCUGAAGCUCCACAAGAUUCUGUAACUAGAAAAGAAAAUGCUGUUAAUUUUAAUGAUUUGUAUAAUAAUAUAACCUAUACAGAAACUCAAAAUAAAAUUAUAAAUCAGGAAGUUAUAACCAGCUAUUAUCUUCUUAAUAAAGCACUUGAGAAUAGGUAUGAUUACUAUAAAAAAAGUAAUCCUAAGCAAACGGCUUAG